Messenger RNA from Anopheles moucheti, 743 nucleotides. Its product is annotated as leptin receptor overlapping transcript-like 1. NCBI's taxonomy places the organism in Eukaryota, Metazoa, Arthropoda, Insecta, Diptera, Culicidae. Gene Ontology annotation, biological process: late endosome to vacuole transport via multivesicular body sorting pathway. Gene Ontology annotation, cellular component: endosome. The transcript has 3 exons. The record is from RefSeq and is a predicted model, not a curated record. The coding region runs from base 2 to 352 and encodes 116 amino acids.
AAUGCUAGCAAUGCUAGGCUCCAUCGGUAUGGCCAUGAUUAUACUGGCCUGUGCACUUCCAGCGUACAACUUAUGGUGGCCAAUUUUCGUCGUACUGUUCUACAUAAUCUGUCCCUUGCCGACGAUGAUUGCGAAGCGAAACAACGUGGAAGAUCCUUCACGCGCAGCAAACGCAAUGUUUGCUACGAUCGGUAUCGUUAUGAGCAGUUUCGCCCUACCUAUUGUUCUGGCCCGUGCAGAAGUGAUUCAAUGGGGUGCCUGUCUUCUUACGCUGGCGGGUAACGUAGGCGCGUUUGCGACCAUUUUGGCGUACUACUUCGGUUUCGAAUCGAGCGACUCGGGCAUGUGGUGAAGGGCAGCAUACUGUCAUUAGCCCGAUCCGUAAUAUUCAAUGUGCGCAACAAAGCGGCCGAAAUCGUUUUGAUAAGCGAAUCAAAACAUCGCAUACAUAUUCUCCAGCAUCAUAAUCAUCCCUUCAUCUUCAGCUGUGCUAUUCCAUUACGCGUCGUUGUGUGCAACAUUGCACGCAACUAACGAUGCAAUGCUUCAAACACCCGUGUAAGGACAGAUACUGGAAGGGGUGUUUUUUACAUUCAUCAAUACUUUUUUAAAAUCCCGAUUGCGGAUGGAUGCAAAAGAAAGCAGACAUAAGAUUGCAGAUCAAAACUUAAUUAAGUGUAUAAAUUAUUUAACAAUUAUUCAUUGAAGAGCAACUCAAUAAAGUGAAUUUAUUUAGAGAACAU